ACUGCCUUUAAAUUACACUGACACAUUAGGAAGUAAUCUCUAUGCUAAUGAUGGUAUAAAACUGUUACUGAGCUACUAGCUUCAGUGUGUUAGCAACAUUAGCAUUUUUCAAUACACCUGACCAUUAAGAUUUUCAUAAUGAAUUCUUUCUCUAGGCUGUGAAAUUAAUAACUUGUGUGGCAGAAUUCUCCUAAUUCUAGAAAGCUUUAUGAUUAGCAGAAUUAGCAGGCAGCCAUUUUGUGCAAAGACAAUCAAACAGUCAACUGGAAAAUGGCAAUUCAGUUACAGUUAUAUCUUUUGAUAAAUGUGUUGUGAUUAGCCAAACUUUUACCUUAAUUAACUUUAUAAUAUAAAGAAAUAUUUCCUCCUCUUUCCCCUCUUAUAUAAGGGUACUUAACUGUACCUUUGUAGCUAUAAAAAGUAUAAAUAUGACUGAAAUAUUAGGGUAAAGAAUAGUUAUUUUCAUGUGAGAAUGUGAGUGUACCUUUAAAAUUCGUUUAAGGAACAUAACUGGGGACCUUAUGGUAUAUAUGAAGGGUACAUUUACACUAUUUAUGUCUUAGUAAACACAUACGGUGUUUAUAGAAACCUGGUUUAUUGAGAAAUCGGUUUUAAAAAGAUUAUAAAAUUAAUGCGCGUUCUCGCGGCUCAGGCGCGCCACCGUACGUUUGUUACCACAGCAACAGGCUGAGGAGAACUUACCAAUUUAUUAUUUUGUUUUCGGUAAAACCGUUAAAUAUUGCCUGAAUAUUUCGAUAAAACGUCUUUAUAAUUGAGUUCUUUUGGGCAUUCGUCGUUGAAAAUAAAGAAGAGCAUCGAUAAAAAAAUAAACUGGCUAAUUAAGGGCUCUCUGUUCCACAGAUCACAGAUUUUUAAGUGAUCCACUGAACAGUUGAUCCUCGAGUCAUCGCAGAUUACCCAGCAGAGAGAAGAUGGAUAAAGCCUCCCCACAGAAAGCUUCUGGUGGAGAUGUUUUACACCAGAAAUCUCAGACUAUUGCUGAGCUGGAAAAGCUGGUGAACCGUCUGCAGAACGCCCUGGUGUCUCUCGAGGAGGAGAAUUUGAACUCGAAUAAGAAAUUAAAAGCAAUCCAAGGUCAAUACUAUGAUCUCAUAGCCAAGUGCAACGAAGAUGAGACGUAUUUGGACAACUGUGGCGAGUUGGAGAAAGAGAAACCGGAAGUGGUGAAAGACCAGGAAGUGGAGGAGAGGAAAAGCAAGGAGUUCAACAUGAGGGAAUAUGAAGAUAUCAGGAAAUGCAAUGAGUCUUUGGACUGGAGGAACAGGCAUCUGGUCAAGGAAGACAAUAUCUUAAAACACGAUCAUUUGGAGAAACAGCAGCUUGUAGACGAGGUGGUCCUGCUCCAAGAAGAACUGACCCAUCUAAAAGAGGAACAUCGAAAGGCUAAACUCAUGCAAACUGAUGACCAGAAACCGUUCUCGGACUCAACUCUGGAGGACACGAGUCCUGAUAUUGCGGUCUGGUUGCAGAAGGAGAACAGGGCGCUGAGGGAGAGACUGGAGAAGAGCUACUUGGUGUCCAUAAAGGCCCUGAGAAGAGUGGAGAACUUGAAGGAGCAGCAGGCUGAACUGGAGCGUUGCCUCUUCACCCUCCAGACCGAGAAGUUCCUUCUGCAGGAUGAAGUGAGGAAGCUCCACCGAGAGUACCUCCACCUCAGUAAGAGUGUGAAGCUGCAGCUGAGGGAAGGAACCACGUCCCUCCCAGCAGAAAGGGAUGUUUUUAGUUUGACUAAAAACCCAGGAGGAUCUACACACCAUAGUCCUCCACAGAGAGCUGGGACCUUUGGCGGAUGACCGAGCAGAAAAGGAUUCAGUUUGAGAAGCAACCACAAGUUGGAAUCGAAAUUUCUGAAUGAAUCAAAUUAUUUGAAAUAGAAAUAGUUUCUGCUGAAAAUUAUUUAGUACAUUUAGAUUAAAGAUCCACUUUCACUGAACAUACAUUACUCUUUUCGUGGUUCUGUUCUAUGAAAUAAAAAAAAAUCCCUCAUUUCUUUA
Messenger RNA from Pangasianodon hypophthalmus (striped catfish), 2015 nucleotides. RefSeq lists its product as uncharacterized. The transcript has 3 exons. NCBI's taxonomy places the organism in Eukaryota, Metazoa, Chordata, Actinopteri, Siluriformes, Pangasiidae. Bases 933 to 1814 code for a protein of 293 amino acids. The record is from RefSeq and is a predicted model, not a curated record.